AUGGCGCAGUACUUCUUCGAUCUUCUCUACAACUUCACAGAUUGCAUGUGCUGUUUCCCCAGCUCACCGCAACUGAAGAUCAAUAACCGAAGCUUCAAGCUUCUGCGACUGUUAGGAGAGGGCGGUUUCUCCUACGUAUACCUCGUCCAAGAUAAAGCUACAUCUGAAUUAUUCGCCCUCAAGAAAAUCCGCUGUCCUUUCGGUCAAGAAUCUGUGUCGCAAGCCUUGAAGGAAGUCGAAGCAUACAACCUAUUCAACUCGGAUAACAACAUCAUCCACGCCAUCGAUCACUCCGUAUCCACAGAAUCCGGCUCAAAAUUCCGAUCAGACGGCGGCGAUCCGGGCUCCAAAACCGUCUACAUUCUCCUCCCAUACUACCAACGAGGCAACCUCCAAGAUGCCAUCAACGCCAAUCUGGUUAACCAUACCCGCUUCCCGGAGAAGCGAUUGAUGGUUCUGAUGCUAGGAGUCGCCAACGCAAUGCGAUCGAUGCACCAGUAUCGCGUUCAGAGUGGCGCGACAUCCACGCGCAAAGCGAAGGCUGUCCGGAAAGAAGGCGAGGAGGCAGAUGCGGAGAGAACAAUGCAGAUGAAGCCGCAGCGACGCGCAAGUCAUCGCGUGCAGCAAGAGCAAGAAGAUGAGGAGAAUGAGCCGCUCAUUGAUGAUGAGGUGACGAUCAGUCAGGAAGGUGUCCAGGACGGCGACUUGCGCCCGUAUGCGCAUCGCGAUAUUAAGCCUGGUAACAUUAUGAUCGACGAUGAUGGCCAAUCACCUAUCCUGAUGGAUCUUGGUUCCCUGGCACCCAGUCCGAUUGCUAUAACAUCCCGAUCCUUGGCCUUAGCGGUGCAAGAUACUGCCGCCGAGCAUAGCACCAUGCCAUACCGCGCGCCGGAGCUAUUUGACGUCAAGACCGGCUCGAUCAUUGACACAAAAGUCGAUAUCUGGUCUUUGGGCUGCACUCUAUAUGCCUGCCUGGUCGGCAAGAGUCCUUUCGAGGCUCGCAGUGAGGAAACUGGUGGUAGUCUGAGUAUGUGUGUUCUUGGUGGCGACUGGCGAUUCCCGGAUGAAAAGUCCAAUGCCACCAAGGGCAAGGCAAAGGCUGGAGGUGACAAUGAUGAUGCAUCCAAGAGCAGUGGAAGCAGCACAAUUAGCGCUCCUGUUAAGGACAUCGUUCGCAAGUGUCUUGAAGUGGAAGCCUCGGAACGUCCCGACAUUGAUGAGUUGAUUGAUCUGAUUAAGAAUGUCAUCAGUGAACUACCGGAUGACGAUGGGGCGAGUGCAUCCCAUUAA
Molecule: messenger RNA, 1290 nt
Organism: Penicillium verhagenii
Lineage: Eukaryota; Fungi; Ascomycota; Eurotiomycetes; Eurotiales; Aspergillaceae
Product: putative serine/threonine protein kinase ENV7
Exons: 3
Coding region: 1-1290 (429 amino acids)
Biological process (GO): vacuolar protein processing; protein phosphorylation; regulation of vacuole fusion, non-autophagic
Cellular component (GO): Golgi apparatus; cytoplasm
Molecular function (GO): ATP binding; protein serine/threonine kinase activity
Source: RefSeq, a predicted model, not a curated record